Apis laboriosa (Himalayan honeybee) is the source of this 1340-nucleotide messenger RNA. RefSeq lists its product as uncharacterized. Lineage: Eukaryota; Metazoa; Arthropoda; Insecta; Hymenoptera; Apidae. The record is from RefSeq and is a predicted model, not a curated record. Bases 73 to 435 code for a protein of 120 amino acids. The transcript is spliced from 3 exons.
GUCAAUUCGUGGACGAUUCCGAACGCUUCUUUGCAAAUAAAGUGAAGUAAGAAGAAAAGAUUCAUCGUUGAUAUGGGGGUGCACGCCAGGAAUGUCAAUGACAGUCUUGGAAAUGCGUUAUCGACCAAAGGAGAAGUGUCGUGGUCAACGACAGAGGAACCCUUUACUCCCGAAGAAGAGGACGCGAUAGUAACGCUGGUGGUAGUCGUGAUCGGUAUCAUCAUAGCUAUAGUGAUAUUAUUCUCAAUGGGAAUAUUUAUCGAUUGCAAACAUCAAAAGAAGGAUGUUUUAAAGAAAAAGAAAUUGAAAUUGAAAAUGCCACCGUUGUCUCGAAUGAGAAAAAAUCAAAAGGAGGACGCGAAAUCCUUGGCAUCGGAUAUGUGUCCAAACGGUGCUAGCGACGCUGGCUUUCGAACACGUGAUGUUAUAGUCUGACAUCUUUUGCGAUACAUCGAUUUUCAACGCGCAUAAGGAACGAAAUGCCACCGGUUCAAUUUCUUCGUUAAACAGGAAGAAAGUCGUUAUAAGUACAGUUCGAUGAAAAAUUAAAAAAUGAACAGAAGAAAUACGUUACACCGAAAAUUGUGUUAAUCCAACAUAGAUCGAGUGGACUUAUCGUGUUUGGAUAAAUGACGUGAAUCAAAUUUUGCGAAUAACCUAUCUUUCACAAAGUUGUUCAACUCAAUAUCGUUCGCGUAACUGUGAUUUUCAUGUUUUUAUUUAUAUCUUAGUUAUCAACUCUCUCGAUCGUAUCGAUCGCAUAUUGCGAUUGCUUUUAAAAAUGAACAUAGAAAUUUAAGUAAUAAUAAUUUAAAUAAUAAUUUUAAAAGGAUUGAAAGUCAACGAUACGAAUCUAAAUUUUAAUAAUUGCUCAAAUAAUCGAAUAUAUGUAUAGAUAUUAUUAACUCAAUUAUUCAAUCUUCAAGAGAGAUAAAAUAAAGAUGAAAGAAUGCGAUCGCAUACUCGAAUGCAAAUCUGUUAUGUAGAGUAUGUACGUAAAGGCAAGUUUUCUACGAAACGAAUUGAAUCGAAUCAAAUCGAAUCAAAUCGAAUCGAGUUGAAUACGAGUAUUUUCAUUUAUACAAUAUCAUCUAUUCUUUUGAGGUCUACUUAUUCUUUCGACCUUAUAACAAUUGAUAAACGAUGAAACAUCGAUGUUUUAAUCAUCUUAUUACUAAUGAUUCGACUAAAUGAUGAUUAAACUGAUAAAAGUAUGAAAGAAAUGCUAAUGUUAAAAGCGAAUAUAUUCGCUUAUUAUGAUAUGCGAAUAUACGAUAUACACAUUUACCAUUUAAUGUGUAAUUGUAUAUUAAUUCUAAACAAGUAUUUACUUAUACGUA